CGUAUGACGGGGCCCACGCACACGAGAAUCGCGCAUGCGCGGUGGGUCCAGUUGCAGACCGCGGAGCCCGGUGGGAGUCAGUAUGGCGGCCGAGCGCAAAACUAAGUUGUCCAAGAACUUGCUGCGCAUGAAGUUCAUGCAAAGGGGACUGGACUCGGAAACCAAGAAACAACUAGAAGAGGAAGAAAAGAAAAUCAUUAGUGAAGAGCACUGGUACUUGGAUUUGCCUGAGCUGAAAGAGAAAGAGAGUUUCAUUAUAGAAGAGCAGAGUUUCUUGUUGUGUGAAGAUCUUCUCUAUGGAAGAAUGUCAUUCAGAGGAUUUAAUCCUGAGGUUGAGAAAUUAAUGCUUCAGAUGAAUGCUAAGAACAAAGCAGAAGAAGUUGAAGAGCAAACAGUGGAGCUUGAUGUCUCAGAUGAAGAAAUGGCUAGAAGAUAUGAGACCUUGGUGGGGACAAUUGGGAAAAAGUUUGCCAAGAAAAGAGACCGUGCCAUUUACGAAGAAGAUGAAAAUGGAGACAUAAAACCAAUUAAAGCGAAGAAGAUGUUCUUAAAGCCCCAAGAUUAAAGUGGAGGCCUUAGGGUAUGGCUCAGGGAUGAGAGCAUAUUUUGGAACGCACUGUCAGCUCCUCUGUAGUUAUUAGGGCCGUAAUGUUUAUGUGUAAAGGAACGUAUACUUUUGGAAACAUGCUGUUUUUGGAACAGACGUGUGAUGGAUGUUAUACAUCCUUUGCUUAGCGGUGUUCAUCAAGAGUGGACUUUUAACCCUUGGUCUUCAAAUGUACAUAGGUAUGUGGUAGCUUCCUAAAGAAUAUUUUAUCUCAGAUUUUUUUUUCUACUAUAACUCUCCAGUUACUAACCUUGAAUUGAACUCAUGAAAACUAAUACCAGUGUUUAAAUUGCCGUUAUGUUUAUAAACAUGUCAAGUCAGUUCAUACAUAUAUUUUGGAAUCAUGUCAUGAGAAUUUAUUAUAUGUUAAUUCAUCAAGAACAAACUUGCCUAUUUAGGCUAAGAAUUUUCAUGCUACAAAGUCAAUGUCAAUGUGUGGAAUUAUGUUUUUUGUUGUUGUUUAAGCCUUUAAUUAAUUUUUAGACAUUGUUCUAUAAUAAAUACCUGUUUUCGUAUA
Molecule: messenger RNA, 1124 nt
Organism: Dama dama (fallow deer)
Lineage: Eukaryota; Metazoa; Chordata; Mammalia; Artiodactyla; Cervidae
Gene: MPHOSPH6
Product: M-phase phosphoprotein 6
Exons: 5
Coding region: 35-565 (176 amino acids)
Biological process (GO): maturation of 5.8S rRNA
Source: RefSeq, a predicted model, not a curated record